Phytomonas sp. EM1 is the source of this 556-nucleotide messenger RNA. Lineage: Eukaryota; Euglenozoa; Kinetoplastea; Trypanosomatida; Trypanosomatidae. The record is from the annotation of a GenBank genome assembly.
GACUGACAUCCUAGAGCGUCCUAGAUUGAUUUGGGAAUAACACCCUAUGUACCGUGAGUCCCUACUGGGGGUUGCCUUAGCGGCCACGCUGGAGGAAAUCUCAGAGAAGCAUCCUCUCACGCGGGAGCAAAAGGAGCACCUAUGGCGCAUCUUCGAUGAGACGAUGGACAGCUGUCUCUCGGAGGUUCCCGUCAUGUCUCGCAUCUGUGUGAAGAUGCCGAGUGGUAGGGCCUCUGCGGCCCCUGUCGCAGGUGAGCAGCAGGGGCCUGAGGGUCGCAGCUCGGAGGAAGGCCCGGCUGAGUGCCCUCAAGAAGGGGCCCCGCCCACUACCUCGCAGGCGGCCUGCGAAUCCUCUUCUCGAGUGGGGGAGGAGGAGGAUGCUACCGUUUUUCCGGUGUAUCGGAUGAUCGAUGGUUUGUGGACCAUUUUGCUGAAGGACCCGAUUGUGCAGGUGCGCGAUGAAUUCGGUACCGAGACGGAAGUCCAGCUUGACUAUCUAAAGGUGUAUUUAAAGGAUCCUCAGCGCCAGAGAAGAACACGACGAAAGCGCGAGUAG